Messenger RNA from Cordyceps militaris CM01, 795 nucleotides. Its product is annotated as Short-chain dehydrogenase/reductase SDR. Lineage: Eukaryota; Fungi; Ascomycota; Sordariomycetes; Hypocreales; Cordycipitaceae. The transcript has a single exon. The record is from RefSeq and is a predicted model, not a curated record. Bases 1 to 795 code for a protein of 264 amino acids.
AUGACUGAGCCGAACACAGUCUAUGUUAUCACCGGUGCCAACCGCGGCAUUGGUCUCUGCAUGGCGCAGAGCCUACUCACGCGGCGGCACACGACCGUCGUCGCCACUGUGCGGUCCGACGCCGCGCGGACCCAGCUCCUCACCGGCACGGCCAGCGUCGUCCCUGCCGCGGGCAGCAAGCUCGUCAGCGCGCUCGUCGACUACUCGGCCGAGCUCGAGGCCGACGACAUCUCGCGCGUCUUGGGAGCGGCUCUUGCGGAAAAUGGCGUCGACCACGUGGACGUGGUCGUGGCCAAUGCCGGCCACGCCAUGGGCAUGGAGGGCGUCCUGACGACGACAGCCGCGCAGAUGCGCGCGCUGUAUAACAUCAACACCAUCGGGCCGCUGGUGACGCUGCAGGGGCUGUGGCCGCUGAUGACGCGGGCGCGGGCGGAGAGGGCAAGGCCGGGCAAGGCGGCGUUUGUGCUGGUGAGCUCGUCGGUGGGUUCGAUUGGCGGCAUGGAGCCGGUGCCGGGGGGCGCGUACGGGCCGAGCAAGGCCGCGGCCAACUGGAUCGCGAAAGCGGUGCACGCGCAGCUGGGCGGCGAGGGCGGCGUGGUUGGGGUCGCGGUGCAUCCGGGAUGGGUCAGGACGCGCAUGGGCGAUGCGGCGGCGACGUCGUGGGGGGUGCCGGAGGGGAAGGGGCCGACGCUGAGCCCGGAGGAGAGCGCGAUGCAUGUACUCGAGGUGGUGGAUAGGGCGGAGGAGUUUGGUGGCAAGUUUGUCAUGGAGGGUGGGCAGGAGCUGCUUUGGUGA